AAAGGAACGUGGAUUAUGUAGGUUAGAGCAGCGGAAGAUGAGGGGGCACUUGAUAAUUCACCUUCAAGUCAACGAAAGGAUGCUGAACAAGAGAUGAUGACCACUCAUUUCCAUCACAGAUAGGGACCUAGCCAUGACUCUUGAGAGGAUUCAUCUGAAACUGUCCCUGUUGCUGCUGCUGCUGUCUUUGCUGUUGCAGCUGGGAGUUUGCCAGGUUGGUACCUGUAGUAGGGAGACCAGAGUGCAGAAGUUCUGGAGGCUUCAUGUGGACAAUCCAAAGAGCUUCAUGCACGAUGGGAUGAGGCACUAUUGCACAGCUAUGAUUCAGAGGCGCCAGAUCUCAGAUAGGGGCAAAUGCAAACAGGAGAACACUUUCAUCCAUGCUGUGGCAGGAGCCAUUUUGGACGUGUGCAAAGCCCCAAGAACGAAGCCCUGCCGUGUAAAGACAAAAACAUGUCACGUGAGUGAUCAUUCCUUCAGACAGACCCUAUGCAUCCUCCAAGGGUUUGGUUAUUUCCCCAGUUGUAAAUAUGUGGGCUUCCCCAAGUUCAAGAAGAUCUCCUUGGCCUGUGCAGGCAACCCCAAGGUUCCUAUAUACUUAGAUCCAUAGCUUCACCCUGCAGGACCCUGCCUUGCGUAUUCUGGACCCUGAGAAUGGUCCUUGAGUACCCUUCUGAUUCCCAGCUCCAGCUUCAGUUACUACUUAAUAAUAAUAAUCCCUUACUUUCCAAAGC
This is a messenger RNA of Trichosurus vulpecula (common brushtail), 734 nucleotides long. RefSeq names its product ribonuclease-like. The coding region runs from base 134 to 610 and encodes 158 amino acids. Gene Ontology annotation, molecular function: nucleic acid binding; RNA nuclease activity. Lineage: Eukaryota; Metazoa; Chordata; Mammalia; Diprotodontia; Phalangeridae. The transcript has 2 exons. The record is from RefSeq and is a predicted model, not a curated record.